AGUCACACAAGCAGAAUUGUACUCGCAACGAUGGAUCAGAGCGCUUUCCGUAAUCUCCUGGCAUCCGCGCCCUCCAAGGCUCAUACGACUGGCAGAGCUGCUGGAGUACUCGGGGGUCAGACUUUGAAGAGAGGAUAUGGUGGUGGAGCAGGUAGACCCAAAGACUUUGCGCCUAAGGAGAAGACGGACAAGGGAGAAGCACCGAAACCGGAAUUCGCCCCUAGAAAGGUCAAGAAGGACAGCAAGUACAAGGAUCGGGCCGAAAUGCGACGGCUUGGGGUGGAAGAUGAAUUCAAGCCUAUCGAGCGAAUGCUCGACGAUUUCGAACAGCGGGCGAAAGCUGAAGGUGAGGAUGAAGAUUCUAUCGCUGCCAAACGGGCUUACCUAGGCGGAGAUGCCGACCAUUCGGCCCUGUUCAAGGGUCUCGACUACAGUCUCUUAGAAGUCCGGAAAGCCGAGCUCGCCGCACAAGAGGGCACCAAGUACGACGAAGAGCUGGACAAAGUCCUCGAAAACGCAUUACCGUCUGACGAAGUGAUGUCCGCAGAAGCUGGGCCGGGACCGAGCACGACGGGACAAAAGCGGUCGAGGGAGGAGAUCAUGAGCGCGUUGCAGGAGAGUCGUAAACGUCUGGUCGGUGGGGACGUGCUCGAGGGGGAAAAGAAGAAAAAGAGAUCCAAGGUGGAAGCUCCAUCUGAGGCACCGACUGCAGGGUUAGGGAGCAGGUUCAAGAAGAUCGCUGCGGUCGCUACCGAGACGGACGGGAAGAAGAAGAAAAAGAAGAAGAUAGUCAAGGCCGUUCCCGCACAAUCCGAGGCACAAUGGCCGGCCCCGCCACAGCCUGGGUUGACCAUCAUCUCGGCCAAAGCGGAUAUACCGGAAAGUCCAGCUGUCAUCCUGGAGAGGGAGAAGAGGCUCGAGGCGGAGAGGCUGAGAAGACGAUCACCAUCCCCACCGCCUGCAAGGCCGGCUUGGGCGGAGGAAACCACUGAGGCGCCGGCAGUAGUGGAACAGGAAGCAUCACCUCCUCCCUUGUCUGCUGCUCCCGCACCCGCAGACUUGCCUGAACCAACGCAACCACAAGCUCCUGCUGCCAUCGAUUCGGAUGAAGAGGAUAUAUUUGGCGGAGUGAGCGAUUACGAGAUGGACCUGGGCAGCGACUCGGAGUCGGACGCCGAGAAGACUAAACCUUCAAAAUCCGCAACCGAGUCUAGAGCGCAACUGAGCCUCCCUCCUAAGAAGGGUAAAGGUUGGUUCGGAGACGAGGAUGAGGAGCAAGAGGAGGCGAAACCGAGCGAUUCCAUGUUACCUAAUAUUCUCCGGACCACCAGGCCCGUGGAUGAGAGCGCUCAACGUCUCCCCUCGCGCUCGCCGUCACCGGAAGACGGCACGCUUCGUCCUCUUCAGCCGUUAUCCUCGUCGAAGCUCCCUUCGGCGAAGGAGCUACUGGCCAUGGACAAGGCUGCCGAGGCGGAUGAAAAGCGACGAGAGAAGAAGGCCAAAUGGCGGGCGAAGCAGGGCUUAGCUGCUCAGGAAGGAGUUGGCGGGGACGAUGAUGGCGAUACGCGGGGGGAUAGGGGUAAGACGGACAAGGAAAAGGAGAUCGAGGAGAAGCGAAAGUUGCACGUAGAGACGCAAAGGCUAGAAGCCUAUAUGACCAAGAAGAAACAGGGGUGAGAAGGGUAUACUAUAGCACUAA
Messenger RNA from Filobasidium floriforme, 1699 nucleotides. RefSeq lists its product as uncharacterized. Gene Ontology annotation, biological process: mRNA splicing, via spliceosome. NCBI's taxonomy places the organism in Eukaryota, Fungi, Basidiomycota, Tremellomycetes, Filobasidiales, Filobasidiaceae. The transcript is spliced from 5 exons. The coding region runs from base 31 to 1677 and encodes 548 amino acids. Gene Ontology annotation, cellular component: nucleus. The record is from RefSeq and is a predicted model, not a curated record.